Molecule: messenger RNA, 1917 nt
Organism: Cyphellophora attinorum
Lineage: Eukaryota; Fungi; Ascomycota; Eurotiomycetes; Chaetothyriales; Cyphellophoraceae
Exons: 2
Coding region: 1-1917 (638 amino acids)
Biological process (GO): DNA-templated transcription; regulation of transcription by RNA polymerase II
Cellular component (GO): chromatin
Molecular function (GO): zinc ion binding; DNA-binding transcription factor activity, RNA polymerase II-specific; RNA polymerase II cis-regulatory region sequence-specific DNA binding
Source: RefSeq, a predicted model, not a curated record
AUGAGAAAAUGCUCUGAGGCACUGCAGAAGGGUAUCAAUCUCGGAUCUGGACGCCAGAGUGUAGCGGGUACUACAGCGGACAAUGUCAUCGACGGACUGUCCGUGACACCAGUGUCAAAUCAUGAUGUUCAGCUACAGCAACUUCCCUUUCAGCCAGAAGUUUUGCAACAGCCGGUCGACUUCUCCUUCGAGGCGAUGUUUCUCGAGGACACACUCUUGCUGCAGAAUUUUGCUUACAACCACUCUGGACUGACAGAACCAUCGACGCCAACGCACAGAGCACAGGUCUUGCCCGCUUUACCUCCAACUGGGCUCGAUGCUUUACAAGCAGCGGUCAGUGACGCCGGGUCGCCUGCGCGAGCAGACAGAAGCGUCCAUGACGCCCUUCAAAUCACGGCUGCCGAUCUCCAGGGGUUUCACGCAAAUCUAGACCGAGCUGACCCGGCUGGUGACCUCCAGGACUUCCGGCGACCGACUCUAUCUCGUACACUAAGGUGUCUGAUCGCAUAUUUCCAGCAUUACGACCUCCACACACCAAUUGUUCAUUUCGCAUCGUUCAAAAUCUCGGAUGCUCAUCCUUCCUUGGUCCUCAUCAUGAUCGCAAUUGGCGCAGCACACUUGUCCGAGAAUAAGUUUGCAGAGUCAGCUUACGAAUCGUGUUGUAUUCUACUCGCGCAGCACGAUAAAGCAAUGCUACGGGCUCCAAAUCCCGCCUUCCAGCUUUGGUAUGCACAGGCUGCAAUACUCGCUGCACAAUACGGGGCCUGUACCGGCGAGACUGAGCUGUUCUAUCGAGCGCAACAGCAUCUGGGCUGUGUACAAACUGCGAUAUAUCGCAGCCUGCCUGAGCUCCACACUGCGCGGGGCAAUCCCGUGGAAAGUUGGGCAGCAUGGAUAUUUCUUGAGUCGUGCAGCCGCAUCAUUUCAUGGAUGUUUAUCAUUUCGAGCAUGCUUCUGGCGCUGGACCAUUACUCGACCGCGAUUCUGCCACCGAUGCCGUGUUCCAUGCCCGCCCCUUCUGAUGAAUCUGCAUGGCACGCUGUCUCCGAGCUGGAGUGGAAAAUAGCGAUGCAGACACAGAUCACGCCCGAUACAGAUCUCUGGACCAUAGCUCAGCAUGUAAUGUGCGGCCAGACUCCACCAGCAGACUGUGGCCGUAUUAGUGCCUUCACUCUCCUUGCACUGAUUGGAGCAAUCCUGGCAACGAUCUGUACUCGUCAACGACUGACUGUGGACACGAUAGACCAAUUCCGAAUUGAGCAUAUCUCGAAAAUGGAGAAGGCGAUAUUCGUCUGGGAAGCGCUCUGGCGUAGCCAUCCGCGCACAGAACGGAAUAUGGCGAGACUAGAUGACCCUCUGUUAAACGACUGUCUGAGUUUGCUCGGCUCAGCCAACUAUCACCUGUACCUCAACGAUGAGCUGCACACGCUGAAAAAGAUCGCAGACAACCCUAAUGCUGAUAUACCCCUGCCGGUGUGCAGCGACAAAGCAAGUUGUCACAAGGUAAUAAAAUUUGCCACGAACAGCUGGCUAGUCAGAGCUAAGCUUGGCAUCACGUACCUCAACAAGACUGGUGGGCUAUCCCUGGCUCUCAAGCUUUACUCACAGCCUACGAAAGUGCCAGCUUUGAUUCUGGCCUGGUGGCUCCAUAUCGAGGGCAACAUCGUUCCGCGGUCUGGAGAAGCCCUACUGGCCUCGACACAAGACGCUGCCGGAGCAGCUGCCAUUCAGCGCAUGUUUGAAGAAAUUUUGAGCGAGCUCGAUGAGCAGGGAAUUUACUAUGAUGAAUCUGGCAAUCCAGCUCUCAGUCCCAUUGACUUUUACGUGUCCGUGCUUGAUGGACGGGUAUGGAAAUGUGCAACAACAAUGGAGACACGUCUUCGCAACUUCGCCACCCGACUGAAAUCAGAAGUCUAG